Molecule: messenger RNA, 7075 nt
Organism: Raphanus sativus (radish)
Lineage: Eukaryota; Viridiplantae; Streptophyta; Magnoliopsida; Brassicales; Brassicaceae
Product: ABC transporter G family member 25
Exons: 4
Coding region: 16-1695 (559 amino acids)
Cellular component (GO): membrane
Molecular function (GO): ATP binding; ATP hydrolysis activity; ABC-type transporter activity
Source: RefSeq, a predicted model, not a curated record
AAGAAAGUUACAAUAAUGUCAGGUUCUACCGGCGUUGAAAAUCAAAUGAACUGUCAGUUAUCAGCUCGUCUCCCUAAAGAUCCUCGUGAGCCUCGCUCAUUAUCAUCAUCAUCUCCUUGUUUCCCAAUCACACUUAAGUUCGUUGAUGUCUGUUACCGAGUGAAGAUCCAUGGCAAAACCGGCGAUUCCUGUAAGAUCAAGAGAUUGUUGGGACUAGAACAAAAACCGUCCGAUGAGAUUCUAUCGACGGAGGAGAGGACCAUACUUAGUGGAGUCACCGGAAUGGUGUCACCCGGCGAGUUUAUGGCCGUUCUUGGACCAUCAGGAAGCGGUAAGUCCACGCUUCUAAACGCUCUCGCAGGGAGACUCCACGGACCAGGUCUCACCGGAAAAAUACUCGUCAACGACGCGAAACCUACGAAACAUACCCUAAAACGUACUGGCUUCGUCGCGCAGGACGAUCUCCUCUACCCUCACUUGACCGUACGUGAAACCCUAGUUUUCGUCGCCCUGCUCCGCCUCCCUCGGAGUCUAACAAGACACGACAAGAUCAACGCCGCCGAAUCAGUGAUCUCCGAGCUGGGGCUUGAGAAAUGUGAGAACACCGUGGUUGGUAACACUUUCAUCAGAGGGAUCUCGGGUGGUGAGAGGAAACGAGUGAGCAUAGCUCACGAGUUACUCAUCAACCCGAGCCUUCUUGUACUCGACGAGCCAACGUCUGGACUCGACGCUACGGCAGCUCAACGGCUCGUUCAGACCCUCGCCGGGAUGGCUCAUGGUAGAGGGAAGGCGGUGGUGACGUCUAUUCACCAGCCAUCGAGCCGUGUGUUCCAGAUGUUUGAUACUGUGCUUCUUCUUAGCGAAGGAAAGUGUUUGUUCUACGGAAAAGGAAGAGACGCCAUGGCUUACUUCGACUCCGUCGGGUUCUCGCCGGCGUUUCCAAUGAAUCCGGCUGACUUUCUUCUCGAUCUUGCUAACGGAGUUUGUCAAAUUGACGGCAUGACAGAACGGGAAAAGCCAAACGUGAAACAAACGCUGGCUGUUGCUUACAAUACAUUGUUAGCCCCAAACGUCAAAACCUGCAUCGAUGCGUCACCUUCUCUUGGAGAUAACAUGCGUUUUGUAAAAACGCGAGAGAACGCACAUGGAAUAACGUCAGCUAUCACAACAUGGUUCAGCCAACUUUGCAUUCUCCUCCACAGACUUCUUAAAGAGCGGCGCCACGAAUCUUUCGACGCACUUCGCGUUUUCCAAGUCAUCGCGGCUUCACUACUCUCUGGUCUAAUGUGGUGGCACUCUGAUUAUCGAGACGUACACGACCGACUGGGACUACUCUUCUUUAUAUCCAUUUUCUGGGGGGUAAUUCCGUCAUUUAGCGCAGUCUUCACGUUUCCGCAAGAACGAGCUAUCUUCACUCGAGAGCGUGCCUCCGGUAUGUACACGCUCUCAUCUUACUUCAUGGCACACGUCAUCGGAUCGCUCUCCAUGGAACUCGUUCUCCCGACAGCGUUCUUGACGUUAACUUAUUGGAUGGUUGGUUUACGUCCAGGGCUAGUCCCUUUCUUCCUUACCCUUUUCGUGCUAUUGCUAUACGUUUUAGCCUCUCAAGGACUUGGACUUGCGCUAGGCGCAGCGAUCAUGGACGCGAAAAAAGCUUCCACGAUCUCGACCGUGACGAUGCUAGCGUUUGUGUAAUCUUAUAGAACUGCUUGAUUCUAUUCAUUCACAUACGUAACAUAUUUAUACAACUCCCUACACCGACUUGGUGAGGAUAAACUCAACAACUAAUUACAUGUUUAUCUCUAAGAUAUAGCAUCUUUAUCUCUAGUGACAUCUUUAUCUCUUCCGACAAUAUCUCCUCCAAUACUCCCCCUCAAGUUGGGAGUGUGGAAGUUUCGAACUCCCAACUUGAACAACAAUUCUUCAAACUGCACUUUCCCAAGCGCCUUAGUCAAUACAUCAGCUAGUUGCUCUGUUGUUCUCACAUGAACAGUUUUCAACAGUCCCUCCUGAAUAGCAUCCCUCACUUGAUGACAGUCCGACUCAAUAUGCUUAGUUCUUUCAUGAAACACUGGAUUUGCAGCUAUGUAUAUGGCAGAUUUGCUAUCACAGAAUAGCUUAGACGGAGUCUUCUGUGGAGCACCCAAGUCUUUAAGUAGUCUCCUGAGCCACUUAAUCUCUCUUGUCGCCUGCGCCAUUGACCUGUAUUCAGACUCAGCUGAUGAAUGAGACACAACCUUUUGCUUCUUAGUCCUCCAAGACACUGGUGAAUCACCAACCAACGCUACAAAUGCACUCAAUGACCUCCUCGUAACAGGGCACGACGACCAGUCCGCAUCGCAGUAGACAGACAAACAAGUAUCAACCUGAGAACUCAGUAGUAUCCCCUGACCAAUAGUUCCUUUUAAAUAUCGCACCACUCUCAUAGCAGCAUUCCACUGCAUCUCUCUAGGCUUCUGCAUAAAUUGCGACAAAAUAUGGACCGCAUAUGAUAUGUCAGGCCGUGUGAUGCCUAAAUAAAUCAAGCGCCCCACAAGCCUUCUGUAUUUCUCAGCAUCUUGCAACCAUGGACUCGAGUCUAAAGCCAGCUUAUGCUGAAUCUCCAUGGGCGUAGCAGCUGGUUUCGAACCAAGCAACCCAACCUCUGCAACUAAAUCCAACGUAUACUUGCGUUGUGAUAACAUAAAGCCUUCAGCUCCUCGUCCAACUUCUAUUCCUAGGAAGUAUUUUAGUUUCCCCAGGUCCUUCAUACGAAAGCAUUUGCCCAAAUGUUCCUUAAACUUGGUCAAAAAAUCCAUGUCAUUUCCACAAAUGACUAAAUCAUCCACAUAGAUAAGUACCUUGAGUUCCACGUUUCCUUUCGAGUACACAAACAGAGAAUAGUCUGCAUAAGAAUGAUGAAACCCAAAGCCUUUAAGUGCAUCUGUGAGCUUCUGAAACCAACAUCUGGGAGCUUGCUUCAGUCCAUAUAUCGCCUUAUGUAACCUACACACCUUGUUUGGUCCCGACGCUUUAAACCCUUGCGGAAGCUUCAUGUACACCUCUUCCUUAAGAUCUCCGUGCAAGAAGGCAUUGUGCACAUCCAUCUGAUGCACAAUCCAGCCUUUCCCUGCUACAAUUCUCAGUAAACUCCGUACUGUCGUCAUCUUUGCAACUGGAGCAAACGUCUCCUUGUAGCCUCUGCCAUGUACUUGUCGAUUUCCUAAAGCAACCAGUCUUGACUUUGGUCUUUCUAUUGUCCCAUCAGCAUUGUAUUUGUAUUUGUAUAGCCACAUAUUGCCGAUGGCUUUCUUCCCGGGAGGUAGAUCAACUAUGCUGAAUGUUUUGUUAAUCUCAAACGCUGUGAUCUCACUCUUCAUAGAGUUUCUCCAAAUCUUCUGUUGCACAGCUUCCUUAUAACUUCUUGGCUCUUUCGCCUCUGUUAUUGCUGCUAGGAACGCCUUAUGUGCAGGUGAGAAUUUAUCAUCACAGAUAUAAUCAGUAAUAGGGUACGGAGUAGUACCUGGAACCGUCAACGAUGACUCUGAUUUUUGAGAAGCUGCAGUGUGAUCGUGGUGGGGUUCUUUUUGAAGACAGAUUGCAUUGUAUGUAACAUAAUCUUGCAGCUUUGUAGACGGUUUCUUUAUUCUGCACCCUUUACCUAAUUCUACACUGGUCACCACAUUCUCUGCUUCAUUACUACUUGACGCCACAACAUUACUCUGUUUUUGCGGCUCACUCUGUUUUUCCAUAAUUGUUGAACUCACUUCUUUACCAGUAACAGAAACUUCUUCACUUGUCGCAGAAACAUCACUCCCCCUGCGAUCACUAAUCUCCACAUCAAUGAUCCAGUCAUCAUCUGGACUUCCAGUCAUCUUUCUGACUUCUUUCAAACAAUUCUCUUUUUCUUGUUCAUAAGGAAACACACCUUCUUCAAAACUCACAUCUCUUGAAGUCAAGAAUUCAUUCUUUUCCUUGUCAUAAACUCGCCAGGCCUUCUUCCCAAACGGAUAGCCUACAAAUACACAUUGUAUACUUCGUGCUCCAAACUUAUCUUUGUCUCUCCCACGCCUAUGCACAUGACACAACGAACCAAACACUCGUAACGAGUCAUAGUUUGGUUUUCUUCCAAAUAAAACUUCAUAUGGCGACUUGUUUUUCAACACUUUAGUUGGUGUCAUGUUGAUAACAUGAGUAGCUGCUGUAAUAGCCUCCCCCCAGAAUUUAAUAGGCAUCUGAGACUGAAACAACAUAGCUCUCGCAACGUUUAAUAUAUGUCUGUGCUUUCUCUCUACUCUCCCAUUCUGCUGUGGUGUGUCCACACAGCUUGUCUGAUGUAUUAUCCCCUUGUCUUGAAAGAAAUUUCUUAAACAAAUGAAUUCUGUUCCAUUGUCACUUCUCACCAUUCGAACUUGUUCACCAAACUGCUUCUCAGUGUAAGCACAAAACCUUUGAACCACAGUCUUUACUUCUGACUUUGCAAGCAGAAGAUGUGUCCACACUGAUCUAGAAAAAUCAUCUACCAUCGUUAAAAAAUACAGAGCUCCACUCGAUGAAGGUAUUCUGUAAGGUCCCCACACAUCCAUAUGAACCAAUUCAAAAAUCUUGCUUGUUUUAUUGAUACUGUCAUAAAAAAACAUCCCUUGUUUGCUUGGCUCUAAAACACACAUUGCAAUAACUAGAGCCAGCCUUAUUUUUAAAACCAGAAAGCUCAGACAACGAAGAAAACACAGAAAUUGAAGGAUGCCCGAGUCUCCUAUGCCACAACAGUUGAUCUUCAGUUCCAUCAGCCUUGCACGCACGAGCGACUCUCACAUCCCUGAAGAAGUAAACCCCACCACGUUCCUCACCGGCUCCAAUCAGAGUCUUCGAAGAACGGUCCUGCAACACACAAAUAGUGUCUGUAAAUAAAGCAAAGCAAUUUGAAUGACGCAAAAGCUUAGACACCGAAACUAGAGUACAAUCCAUAUUCGGUACUAAAAGAACAUCUCUCAGUGUAAUUCUAUCCGAGAGAAUCAUGUCACCCAUCUGAACAGAUGUAGAUCUUCCUCCAUCCGCAAAACCAAUCACACACGGCUGUGUGCGUCUCAAGUUAACUAGAAACUCUGCAGUUCCUGUCAUAUGGUGCGAAGCACCGGAGUCGAUGAUAACAUCACCUAUAGGCUUACCAGAAAGCUUCUCAGAUUGAUUGCCUGAUCUUCCAUCAUUAAUAAUCUGAGUGAUUGCUCUCCAUUGCUCUGGUGUCAGAUCAGAAGUUCCAGACACGUUUGAAUUAGUCACAUGAGCAGUGUUUGCUGAGCUACGUCCAGUUGCUCCCCCACGACCAUAUCCUCCAUUAGAUCUUCCUCGUCCAGUACCUCUGCCUGCACCUCUUCCUCCCCGUUCACUCAUCCAUUCGGGGUAACCAAUUAUCUGCCAGCAGUUGUUCUUUUCAUGACCAGUUUUGCCACAAUUAGAACAAACCCUGUCUUUAAAACGAUUCCCAUAACCUCCAUCAGUAUUGUUAUUUCGUGUUGCAGAGUUACUUGCAUCACGACUGUCUCCUUUUGCCCUUGAGUUCUCAUCGUCUUUUCUGCUCACAAAACCGAUAGCUUCUUGCUGAGACACUUCUCUGGAUUUUGCAGUGUUAAGUCUAGCUUCUUCUCUGAUCACUUUCGCAUAAGCUUUACCCAAAUCAGGUAACUCGUCUGCUUCAAUUAUAGCUGUCACCACGUUGCUGAAUCGAGAGUCAUCAAGCCCCAUGAUGAACUGAUGUACGCGUUCAUCUUCCCUUUCUUUCUCGUAGGUUGCAGCAGCUGAACAACUACAUGCAGGAGGCGGUUUGUAGGUUUGAAGCUCCUCCCACAUCAUCGCAAGACGUCCAUAGUAGUCUAUCACCGGCUGUCCAUUCUGUCUACACGAUGCCAAUUGUUCCAUCAAUUGAUGAACACGUACUUUAUUGCCUACUUCAAAUCUCUUCUUCAAAUUUUCCCAAAGUUUAUGUGCUUCGGUUAUAAAUGUCACAGUCGAUCUAACUCUUGGCUCUAUUGAGGAUCUGAUCCAUCCCACAAUCAUUGAGUUAACACUCAACCAUGAUUCCAACUCACCGCUCUCUUCACUAGGUUUAGGAAGUGUUCCAUCAAUGAACCCCAUCUUCUUCUUUGCCCUAAGAGCAUUACCCAUCUCCAUUGCCCAUUCAUUAUAAUUAUCACCCUUCAACUGAACGGAUGUAAUCAAGGCACCUGGAUUGUCUGACGAAAACAGAGCAUACGGUGAACUCCCCAUAACUUCAUUCUGUUUUGUCACGAUUAUCUUAGCAUCAUCACCCAUUGUUUUACUUGUUCGUCAAGCAAACAAACACACACGAAGAUUUGAUUAUGAUCUCCGCUCUGAUACCAUGUAAUCUUAUAGAACUGCUUGAUUCUAUUCAUUCACAUACGUAACAUAUUUAUACAACUCCCUACACCGACUUGGUGAGGAUAAACUCAACAACUAAUUACAUGUUUAUCUCUAAGAUAUAGCAUCUUUAUCUCUAGUGACAUCUUUAUCUCUUCCGACAAUAUCUCCUCCAAUAGUUUGUUUUAGCCGGUGGUUACUACGUGAACAAAGUGCCUUAUGGAAUGGUGUGGAUGAAAUACACUUCCACGACGUUUUAUUGUUACCGUUUAUUAAUUGCGAUCCAGUACGGAAAUGGUGACGAUAUAUUGAGGAUGUUUGGAUGCAAGUCUGGGAUAGCACAAGGAAAGGCUAUGACUGCUGGGUGUAGGUUUAUUGAGGAAGACGUGAUUGGAGAUAUUGGCAUGUGGACAAGCGUUAGUGUUUUGUUUCUAAUGUUUGUUGGUUAUAGAGUAUUAGCUUACUUGGCUUUGAGGCGUAUUAAACUUUGAAAUAAAGUGAGCAGGGGAAAAACAAAGAGUGGGUAAAAGGUUUUUUUUUUAAUUAAUUCACAAUAUUUUUUUUUGAACUGAAUUAAUUCACAAUAUUAAGCUGUUGCUUUGUAAUUCACGAUUUGGCGACGGGUAGGUGGUGUUUUGUUUCUAAUGUUUGUUCCAUUGUCCAGUUUUUUAACAUGUAAAACCAAAAUGACAGUAAUUUUAGUUGAUUUACAAGAAAAGAA